Molecule: messenger RNA, 1119 nt
Organism: Cladophialophora psammophila CBS 110553
Lineage: Eukaryota; Fungi; Ascomycota; Eurotiomycetes; Chaetothyriales; Herpotrichiellaceae
Exons: 5
Coding region: 1-1119 (372 amino acids)
Source: RefSeq, a predicted model, not a curated record
AUGUCUGAAAAUCGUGGCAGUUGGCUCAGCACGGCAACUGGAUUGUUUUUCAGCUGGGCUGCCUUGUCUCUCGGGGUGCGAAUAUGGGUAAAGCUGGGCAGAAAUCAAAAUCGAGGACUCGACGAUUAUGCCAUCUUGGCCGCCUUCGUGUUGGUGGUGCUGCAUGUAGCGGCCAAUUUCUGGGCCAUACAUUACGGCUAUGGACUUCCUCUAGAUAGUAUCUCCGACUCGCACUUGGGCGACGUAGAAGGGGCGCUCUAUACCAGCCAAUUAUCCUACAUCAUCGCCACUGGCCUGACCAAGAUCUCAACUGCCUUCUUUAUCGGACGACUAACUCGCUAUGCUCCACAAGUCCGAAUGUCAUAUAUUCUCGCUGGGGUGACAGGUGUAUGGGUGCUUGCAUCAACUCUCGUCAUCGCUUUGCGUGGCGAUCUGGGGCGCCCUUGGGCCACAUUGGAUGGCUCAGAGACACUGUAUCACCGAUGGCUUGCAGUUGAAGCUAUUGGGCUUGCCAUUGAAGUCGCAUUAUGGGCACUCUCAAUAUUCCUCAUUUGGAAUCUCCAGAUGAGGCUCCGCAAGCGUGUAAUGAUCCUCGCCGCUUUCGGCUGCCGACUGUUCCUCAUUCCCCUGAUCGCACUUCGUCUGGUCUAUCUCUCUCCGGCGAAAAACGAAAAUCCAACAGUCACAAGCAUUAUACCGCACAUAUUAACCGAAGCGGCUCUGGAAUAUUCCGUCCUUUGCACCUCCAUCACCGCGCUUAAACCUUUUUUGCGACCUCUUCACUCAAGCGCAAUCGUGAACAGCGUGGGCGGCAACGCGUCCAACCCGUACAGCAGAUCCCAAGGAAGAGUACAGGGUAUCUACAUGCUCAGCUCGGUCUCAGGUAAGGAUAACAAAGACGAAUAUGAGACGACGACGACCGCUGUGGAGUCUACGAAAGACAACAAAGUCCAAGCUCCUAAACCCAUUUUCCGGCCGGAGAUUUCUGGAGGGGAGACUGUGACUUCAGUCCAAACUGACAUGCCUCGCGAUGACAUAGAGUCACUGGAGAGUGGCAGUUCGGAACAGAUGAUCAUACGAACGACGCGGAACUGGUCGGUUCGGUACGAAGAAAGAUGA